AUGGCGGCGGCGGCGGCGACCGCGACCGCGACGGCUCCCACAGCGCCUCAGCAGCUCUCGGAUGAGGAGCUGUUCGCGCAGCUGCGGCGUUACGGCUUGUCGCCGGGGCCGGUGACGGAGAGCACGCGGCCGGUGUACCUCAAGAGGCUGAAGAAGCUGCGCGAUGAGGAGCAGCAGCGGCAGCAGCAGCAGCCGCAGCAGCAGCAGCAGCGUCCGGGGGGCCGCGGCGGCAGCAAGCCGCGCCACGGGCACAACAACCCCGCGGGGGGCGACGCCGCCUCGGCUUCGGCUUCGGCCCCGAGCCCGCCCUCGGCGCCCGCGCUCGCGCUGCUGGGCUUCAGCUCGGACGAGUCGGACGCCGACGCCGACGCCGGGCCCGGCGCCUCCCCGGCGUGGUGGGGCGCCCGGGUUGGCGAGGACGCCCGCUGCGCCGCCGGGUCCGGGUCCGAGCCGGAGGAGGAGCCCCGCGGCUGGACGACGACGACGACGCCGCCGCCGCCGCCCCUGCGCGCCGUCAACGGCAGCCGGCCGCCCCCCAGCAGCGGCCGCCGCGACUACUCGGACUCGGAGGAGGAGGGCUCGGAGGACGGCGGCGCCGCGGCGGGCCUCCAGGGCGAGCCCCCCGUCAGCCUGAGCCUCAGCCGGGCCCGGCCCCGUCGGGCUCACGCCAGGCUGCUCGGCCCCGACCCCCCGCGCGCGGCGAUCGCGCCGCCCAGGAGCAGCGACGGGGCGGCGGCGGCGGCGGCGGCGGCCACCACGGCGUUGCUGCUGGAGCGGGGAGUCGCCGCCUGCGAAGCCCUCGACGGCGGCCCCCCGCUGCCCCGCUUUCGGGGCAGCGUCAAGAAGCUGCCCCCCGGCUCGCUGCUGCUCGGGCCCCCCAAGAUCUCAGACACGGACUCUUCCUCCUCCUCCUCUUCUUCGUCCUCCUCCUCCUCGGACCCGGCCCCCCUGGGGAAAAGCAGCAGCAACCACGUCGGCUUGGAGGCACCCCGGAGUUUCGGCAACAGCCUCCUCCCUUCUGCUCCUUCUUCUUCUCCUUCUUCAGGUGUCCUCAGGCUCAACCACGCCAAUCACACGGGGUCCAACCACGCGCACCCCCCCAAAGCCGCCCCCUACGGCCAGCCCAAGCUGGCCGAGCCCGAGGAGGAGCUCCUGCAGCAGUUCAAGCGCGACGAGGUGUCCCCCACCGGGCCCUUCAGCGCCCACUACUUGUCCAUGUUCCUCCUCACGGCCGCCUGCCUCUUCUUCCUGAUCCUGGGGCUGACGUAUCUGGGCAUGCGAGGAGGGACCGGCGUGGCCGACGACGGAGGGCUGGGCAUAAAAAAUCCCUUUGAUGAAACAUUUGGAACAAUAAAAGAAAAUGAAAAAAAUCUAAUGAUGAACACAUUAUACAAGCUUCAUGAUCGAUUGGCACAGCUUGCAGGAGAUCAUGAAUGUGGAAGUUCUAGUCAGAGAACCCUUUCUGUCCAGGAAGCAGCUGCAUAUUUAAAAGAUUUAGGUCCUGAAUAUAAAGAUAUAUUUAACACCUCAUUGCAAUGGAUUUUGGAAAAUGGAAAAGAUGUGGGGAUAAGGUGUGUUGGUAAUGGACCUGAGGAAGAACUGACAAAUAUAACUCACGUGCAAUUUUUGCAAUCCACAAGACCACAGAUGUCUUUCUGGUGUCGUUUCCGACGUGCUUUUAUUACUGUCACCCAUAGGUUGUUAUUAUUAUGUUUAGGUGUAAUAAUGGUUUGUGUCGUUCUGCGUUACAUGAAGUAUCGCUGGACAAAAGAGGAAGAAGAAACAAGACAGAUGUAUGAUAUGGUGGUAAAGAUUAUAGAUGUUUUACGAAGCCAUAAUGAGGCUUGCCAGGAAAAUAAAGAUUUACAACCUUACAUGCCUAUUCCACAUGUUCAAGAUUCCUUAAUACAACCUCCUGACAGGAAGAAAAUGAAGAAAGUCUGGGAUAGAGCUGUUGACUUUCUUGCUGCUAAUGAGUCUAGAGUUCGCACAGAAACACGAAGAAUAGGUGGUGCAGAUUUUCUGGUUUGGCGGUGGAUCCAGCCUUCGGCAUCCUGCGACAAAAUAUUAGUCAUACCCUCUAAAGUAUGGCAAGGCCAAGCAUUUCAUUUAGAUAGAAGAAAUUCACCUCCAAAUAGUUUGACACCAUGCCUAAAGAUUCGAAAUAUGUUCGAUCCAGUUAUGGAAAUAGGAGAUCAGUGGCAUUUAGCAAUUCAAGAAGCAAUUUUAGAAAAAUGCAGUGAUAAUGAUGGCAUUGUUCACAUUGCGGUAGACAAAAAUUCACGUGAGGGUUGUGUAUAUGUUAAAUGUUUAUCUCCAGAAUAUGCUGGAAAAGCUUUUAAGGCAUUACAUGGCUCUUGGUUUGAUGGGAAAUUGGUUACAGUAAAAUAUUUACGGCUAGAUAGAUAUCACCAUCGCUUUCCCCAGGCUCUUACUUGCAACACUCCCUUGAAGCCAUCAAAUAAACAUAUGAACUCUAUGUCUCAUCUUCGUCUUCGGACUGGCCUCGCCAAUUCUCAAGGAGGUUCCUGAAAAGACUUUCUUCUAUUCCUGUAACUGUUAUUUACAAUAGGAAAAUUCCUGUUUGGCUUCUUGUCUUCCUUUUAAAAUGAUUUUUGUAUGUAAUAUUUUUUAUUGAAUAAAGCUCUGUAUAAAUGUUCCAGAAAUCUUAAGGUUCCAACGGGACUUAGCAGUGAGGCAGCAAUGCUGAGUAGAUAGAAUAAUUUCACUCAACUCUUGGAGCUCAGUUUAGCCAAUGCAUUUAAAGUUUUGCAUGAGGAACAUUGACUUUAUUAAGCAUUUUCAGAUGUGGUGAUUGUAUUUUUGCACCAAGAAAUGUUUGGGUUACUGCACAAAAGCAUGGUGAAGAGGCUUCUUGUUAUUUCCUUCAGUUCUUGUGAACUAAUGUUGUGAAUUUUUGUAUACAGUCACCUGCAUAGUUCCUUACAGGCUAAUGUGAUAAAACUGUUCAUUUCCCAAUUUAACCUUAGAUUUCUAUUGCUUGUAAGAGAUUUAUUUGCUACAUCUGGAAUAUGGGGAACUUAAUUUGGGUUUAGUGGUUACAUAUAAGUGGAUGUAUAUGUACUUAAACUGGCUUUUGUAUAUAUGUAUAAAUGCUGGUGGCGAAAGUAGUCUUGUUUGGAGGAUGUCUGCAAUAUAGCAGUAAAAUAAGCUUAUUUUAUUCCUAAUCUAAUGUAUAUAUGUAUGUGUAUAUGUAUAUAUGUGUAUGUAUAUUAUAUGUGUAUGUGUAUAUGUUUAUGUACACACACAUAUAUACAUUGGCUGUACUGUCACAUAGAUCAAACAGCCAAACACCUGAAGUAUUAAAUACAAGCUUAAAGUAUCUUUUAUAGGUUUUAUAUGAAAAUAACUGAGUAUGACAGUGUGGAAGUUCUGAUAUCAGUUGUAAUUGAUUCAAAUUUAUUUGAGCAAUAAAAAAAAGCGAUUGGCAGGUAUUGCUAAAGUAUUUUGUGAAAGCUGUAUUUAAUAGAAAUACUAGGGCUAUAACAUAGUACCGUUGGGAUUAAGUCAUUUUCCCAAUCUAUCGCUAGUUUGAUGAAAAGCCAACUCUUCUGCUGUAUGUCAAAUUUUAGGCAGGGGACACUGUUGCAACAACACAUUUAUUUGGAUCAUAUUUGUAAUUUGGGGUCAUAAAAGUUUGCAAUAGAGUAAAUGCAAGAGUGACUGUUGCUUUGUGCCUCGGGUAUUUACUUUGUUUCAGUAAAGUUACUUUAUUACUGUUUAUGAGUUCAGAUAAAAUAGUUGUUGAGCAAAGUUUACAUGUAAUUAACAAUUGGCUUUAAAAACAUUAACCUGUUUGUAUAUUGUCAGAUCAGAUGAAUAUGAAACAGCUGGAAUUAUACCAAUUUUUAUUUUGUUUAAAGCUCAGUUUCCUUUUUUAUUAAAUUUUAUGUGUAUUGGGUUUGCAGCAUGAACUUGCACAGAUACUGCACGAUUUCUGGUUAAGUAAACAUGAUGCACACUGUUCUGUAACAGAAAACCCUAUUGUGCCUUACCUCUGUGCUUUUGUGGGCACCAUGUUUAUGAAGAAUUAAAAAAGAUUUGUUAUCUGAAGAGAAUAAAUUUUAAAAUCUCAGUUUCUGUCUCAGAUGCUAAAGUGUGUAACUAUAAAUACAUAAUAUAUAAUAUAAUUAAUCUUUCUGUA
Molecule: messenger RNA, 4165 nt
Organism: Suncus etruscus (white-toothed pygmy shrew)
Lineage: Eukaryota; Metazoa; Chordata; Mammalia; Eulipotyphla; Soricidae
Gene: LEMD3
Product: LEM domain containing 3
Exons: 14
Coding region: 1-2532 (843 amino acids)
Biological process (GO): nuclear envelope organization; negative regulation of BMP signaling pathway
Cellular component (GO): nuclear inner membrane
Molecular function (GO): chromatin DNA binding
Source: RefSeq, a predicted model, not a curated record